This is a messenger RNA of Amoebophrya sp. A120, 611 nucleotides long. Lineage: Eukaryota; Dinophyceae; Syndiniales; Amoebophryaceae. The record is from the annotation of a GenBank genome assembly.
GGCCGGGCAGGUUCGAGUACGGACGGGGAAGAACGGUACUGCUAGAUAGUACAAAACCAGUGUUUAUUAAUUUUUCAACAACAAGAACAUCAACAUUUAAGAAGGAGAGCCCAGUCCGUAGCUCCGAGAAGCAUCGACCACUUAUUUCUCUUGUCCUUCACGACCAAGUAGGAGCGCAGCAAUGCUUUCAUCUCAGGAGAGGAAUUACUCGUAGGCAUCAUCAUCUAUCCAUUUAACAACAGGCUCGCGACCUGGACCUCCACGACGCCGAUCGAAGCCUUCCUUGACGAGGACGCCCACCACGAAGAUCAACCCGCCUCUUGCCAGGAUCAGGAAAUAGUAAAUGUAUGAUGCAAUUCAAUUUCUCUGAAAAUGUUUUCUCGUAUAGCAGUGCUUUAGCUUUUUUCUUCAAUCUACACCGUAGGGGUUUUCAUUUUAUUUUUUUAUUUUUUCAUUAUCUUUCCGUUCCCCCACCCUGUUGCUGUUCUAUGCCACCCCCCGUCUGGUUGAAAAUGGCGUUUUCUUCCAAAAUUAUUGGCCAAGCUGGGGCCGCGUCCUGGAAGAUUAUCAGCCAGUACCGUCGGGCCGGGCUACGUGCAGUAGCCUUGUAA